AAAAACUAAACUCGACGUGCCCCCUUCCAUAUUCUAUAUCCCUUUCAUUUUCGUUUUAUGUUUGUAAACAAUAAUAUUAAUCACUGUUUUCGUUUAUGCACUUUAAUAUUUUCCAUUCACGUUUGUGUCCUGUGAGGUGUUUGGUUUUAACGAGUUCAGCGAUGUCGUUUGCGUUCGAGUCUAUUUCGUUUGUGACGUUCGGCUACCUACGUCGUCACCACAGAAAUGCGUUUGCCGCCAUUUUCGUGUGAGCUGAUGAUCACCGGACAACGGUCAACGGGCGCCAACUCCAGUCGAUCUGACAAAACCAUAAACAUUGGGUUUAAUUGGAUAUAUAUGAUUUAGGAACAAUCAUUGUGUAAUUAGAACAAUAAUUACAAAUUUGACGAGUGUUGCUUAACUUGCAUCAUUUUAAAAUGAAUAAAAAAUUAUUUAUGGCAAUGAGCCGCCGCCGUAUAUCAUGCCCAUUGGCUGUUCAACAGCUGUGGGAUGCGGUGAAAGUGAUACGUUUUCAAAGGCAGGUACCAGAUAUUGAUCGCAUCACAAAAUAUAUGACCAAGGUCCACAAUAUGUCACCAGAGGAAGUAGGAAGACAAUUAAAUUAUUGUGUACGUGAUGGUCUUUUGAUUUUAACUAAAAGAGUUGGUAAUAAAGGUUCAAAAGCAGGAGUUGAAACUGAAGGAUAUAAACUUCCAGAAGAAAAAGCUGAUAAAGAUAGUCAUGAUUGGUAUUGUUUUCAAUGUCAUAGUGCUGGAGAUGUUAUAAGUUGUACAUCUUGUUAUCGAGUUUUCCAUCUUUCAUGUAUUGAAAAAAAAGACUUGCCAGAAAAUGAUGUUAAGCAUAAGUUUAUCUGUAAUAUAUGUAAAAAUUGUGCUUCUACUAAAGAAGUUUGUAAAAAGAUAAAAAAAAGUCAGCUUAAUAGGCUUCUAUAUCAUACUACUGGCAGAUUAAAAGAAAAAAUACCUUUACCAUGGUCAGAACGUAAAAUUGCCACUACAGCUCCAUCUACAUAUGUUUCAGACAGACUUCAGUUUCAGAGUCAACUAAAAGGUAGUGAUUUACAUUUUAACAUGAAAUCUGCAUUAAAGGACAAAGAUCCUUGGAGGAUAGAUCUUCUUAUUUUCAAAAUUAUAGAUCUCCAAAUGAUUGAAGAUAAAGCUGAUGAUGAUGAGUAUAGAAAUAUUGAAGAGUUCCGAGCAGAUAUAUUAACCUUUGUUCACAAUAUUAUAAUUUUUCAUGGCGUUCAUAGCAGUUUAGCUGAUUAUGGCCGCUUAAUGUUAAGGGAUUGCAAUCGAGAUUUGGAGGAAAUAAUGAGAUGCCGUUAUUGUUACAAAUAUUCUAUACAAAAAAAUUCAAAAUUUUGGUUUUGUAAACCCUGUAAACCUCCUCAUGAACUAGUGUAUGCAAAACAAGAAGAUUUUCCAUAUUGGCCAGCAAAAGUUUUAAAAAUUGAAGGUGAUAUGUAUGAAGUAAGAUUUUUUGGUAGUGAGCAUCAGCUUGGAAUUAUUGACAAAUCUCAAAUACGACCAAUAUCGGUGAACAUUCAUACCUUGCAGUCUCAGGGUCGUACUUCUCAAUGGAACAAAGCAUGUGAGGAAUUGCGUCGCCAUCAACUUCAACUGGACAAAGUUAUAUUUGGUCUUGCAGCACAAUCAUCAUCUUCUUCAUCUAGUUCGUCUUCAGAAGAAGAAGAAGAACCACCUAAAGUAGAAGCUUCACCCAUUUUGAAACGUAAUGAAAGGAGAAAAGUUAAAGAACAGAAAGCAUCAAUAAAAGCUGAGACAGAUACCGAGGAAUCAGAAUCAAAAGAAGAAGUUAAACCUGUAAAAAGAAAACGAGGUAGGCCAUUAUCUCUAGAGAAAAAAAUAAGUCCACCAAAAAAAGUUGUAAAGAAACCUUUACUAAUUAAAAAAACCAGUCCUGAAAACAUUGUAGAAAAAAGACCUAGAGGUAGACCUAGAAAAGUAAGUGAACCUAUACACACAGAUAACACUCCAGUUAAACAUUUGAAAACUAAAGUUAAAAGUCCAAAAGAAAAUAUCAAUGUGACUGAAGGAAUUAAAACAUCUAAAAGUGCAUCACCAUUAAAAACAAAAUCUCCAGUUAAAGAAAAUGAAGUAGAUGAAAAUAUAACAUCUACAACUGAAAGGUUAAAAGAUCCAGAUGUUGUUGAAGAUGAAACAGUUAGUUCUUCAUGUCAAGAUUUAGUACGAUCAGUUAAAGUACAAACAAAACCAAUUAGUAAAAAACCACCUAAAAGCUACAUAAAUAAGAUUCGAGCUGAAAUGGAAAGUGAAAAACGUAAAGCUAUUGAACAAUUAAUUGAACAACAUAAAGAGGAGAUUGCGGUAUUGCAAGAAAAUCACAAUAUUGCACUAUCUGAAGUGAAGAAAAAACAAUGGUGUGUGAAUUGUGAAAGUGAAGCUAUUUACCAUUGUUGUUGGAAUACAGCAUAUUGUAGUCCUAAAUGCCAACUAAUUCAUUGGAGUAGUGAACAUAAAAGGCAUUGUCGUCGAAAAAGAUGAUCUUAAGCUAUUUAUGGGAGUAUUUUAACUAAAAAAAUAUUAUUUUAGUUGAAACUCUGCCAUGUACAUAUACAUACGAUAUAUUUAUAUUUAAAAAUGUAUUAUUAGUUUAUACUAAUUAACUCAAUAUUUCUCUAAAUUUGAGUAAUUUAUUUUAUAUUUAGUAAUAUAGUGUCUAAUGUUAAACAUUAACUAGAACAAUAUUACUUAAAAGUAACGUGAUUUUUCAGAAACACAUAAGUAUUAUUAAAUUUACAAUUUUUUAUUAAUUUAUGUACUUUUGCUGAUUGACUUUGUACCAUUAUUAUGUAUGUAUUUGAUUCAUUCAUUCAUUACAGGGUGUACAGUAAAGAGUUGUCUAAAUAUUAAUCAAAUAUUUAAAAUAUAAUAAAAACAUUAAAACAGUUGCCUCUUAAAAUAUUA
Molecule: messenger RNA, 2948 nt
Organism: Melanaphis sacchari
Lineage: Eukaryota; Metazoa; Arthropoda; Insecta; Hemiptera; Aphididae
Product: zinc finger MYND domain-containing protein 11-like
Exons: 13
Coding region: 417-2525 (702 amino acids)
Biological process (GO): regulation of transcription elongation by RNA polymerase II
Molecular function (GO): protein binding; transcription corepressor activity; DNA binding
Source: RefSeq, a predicted model, not a curated record